Penicillium pulvis is the source of this 390-nucleotide messenger RNA. RefSeq names its product MARVEL domain-containing protein. The record is from RefSeq and is a predicted model, not a curated record. Bases 1 to 390 code for a protein of 129 amino acids. NCBI's taxonomy places the organism in Eukaryota, Fungi, Ascomycota, Eurotiomycetes, Eurotiales, Aspergillaceae. The transcript is spliced from 3 exons. Gene Ontology annotation, cellular component: membrane.
AUGGAAAGCUUCUACCAUCACCCUUUGGGUAUUGUGGCCUAUGUCGCUCGCUUGAUGCAGUUUGUCAGUGCAGUCGUCGUUCUUGGCAUAACAGCAUGGGCAGUACGAGACACGAAAACCGUCACGGUCAUCUAUUCUUUGGUUAUUGCUGCUUUGGCUGUGGUCGUUUUACCUCUGUCAAUCGCUACUAGCUUCAUUAUAAGACGUGCCCCAUGGCAUAUUUUCCUGUUACUUGCGACAGAUACUGUGCUUUCCUAUUUAUGGAUUACUGCCUUCAUUUUCUUGGCUCUCGACUUUAACCAGAUCAACUGCCGUAUCCUUCGUUGGAACGGCGAGGCGGUUUGCAGCCGAAAAUAUGCCGCAGAGGCAUUUAGCUUCAUUGCAUUGUAA